Molecule: messenger RNA, 3999 nt
Organism: Tetrahymena thermophila SB210
Lineage: Eukaryota; Ciliophora; Oligohymenophorea; Hymenostomatida; Tetrahymenidae
Product: ABC transporter family protein
Exons: 4
Biological process (GO): nucleosome assembly; DNA replication-dependent chromatin assembly
Cellular component (GO): nucleus; CAF-1 complex
Source: RefSeq, a predicted model, not a curated record
AUGCAGCGAGCUUUUGAUAACCAAGAAAAUCCUCUUAUACUAUAAAUUUUUAAAGAUCAUAUUCUUUCUACUAGCAAUUGGCUUCAUCCAAAUUAUGGUUACCUUUAAUAAUUAGAUGAAAUAUCACUGCAACAAAUAGAAAACUCUAGUCAUUAAGAUUUUUUGUUGAAAGCCAUAAAAUACGACUAACAGAAUAAAGACAUUAGAUGGUUAUAAAUAUAGAAUAUGUAUUUUGGAUUUACUCAUGAUGGUAUGCUUUUUGUUUUUGGUUAUAAUUCUACUAUGAGAGAAUAUGCAAUCCCUCCAAAUUGCCCAUAUAAUUCUUUACCGUAUAGGUUUGAUGUUAGAUGUAGAUUUUAUUAUUAACCAACAGUUGAUUCUUAUUCGAUAACAGUUUUCCCUCCUUAGCUAAAUUUUAUUGGCAAUGGAUUAAACUAUUUUGCAACAAAUUUUUGUUAAAGGAUAUUAAAAUAUGCAAAAUAAGAUCCUAAUUCAGAUAGCUCUGUAUUUGCUUUAAUUUGCACAACUCUAAAUUUGAAAUCUAUUUCUAACUAUUUUAUUAACUUUAGCUAAAAUUCUUUACAAUAGAUGCUUUUAGAUCCAAGACAACUUUCAUUAGUAUAUGAUUCUAAAUAAUAAAUUUAGUCAGUUACAUAUAUUUAAGACGUUGAAACUAAAUACCUACAAGACUAAAAUUAAACUAAAAUCUUUUUAGACAACAUCAAAUAAAAUUCAGAUUUAAUUAUUUCUAAAACAGAUAGUAUAGAUCUAUCUAAUCCUUAUAAAAAUGACUAAAAAACAUUUGAAUACAGCAGAAAUGGUACAGAGUGUUUAGUUAUCCUUAAUAGGAUAACAUUAAUUGAUAAAAUAUCAAAGGAUCAAACUCUAAAAUCUGUUAACCCAGCAAAAAAAUACGAAAUUAAAAAUAUUUAUUUAUUUUUGGAUAUCCUAUCAAAAUAAUAAAUGUAAGUCUAUGCAAAAAAUCUUGAAUUGAAUCUCACAUAUUAUAAUAAAAUAUUUUUAUACAUCAGUUGGUCAUUAGCAAUUCUUGUUCUGAUUGUAUAGGCAGUUUACUCUAUAUAAAUAGGAUUUAGCAUAUUAUAUCCUGUCAACCAUCUAAAGAAUAUUCUUAAUCAAAUUAAAAUUCUAAACUAAAAAUAAGACCAAAUAAAUAAAAGCUUAAGAACCUAAAAUUAAACUUCACAGAUAAGUUAUGAAACAGAAUAUAAUAAUGAUAUUUUAAUUGAAGAUUAAAUUGAUGAGGAUUUAGAAGGAUAUUGCUUUUCAAGUGAAACAUAAGAUCUUUUGAGCAGUUUUCAAAAUGUUUUUUAAAUAUUAAGAUUUACAACUUCAAGUUUCUUUUCAAAUAAUUAAAGCUUAUCUUUACUAAACUUAAAUAAAUGCAUUGACCAUUUUAGAUAAUUUGGGAAUUUUCGAGCUUUAGGUGUUUGUUAUAACAAUAUCGGGGUAAUUCAUUUCAAUUAAGAAAGAUACUAAGAAGCUUUAGAAAGCUUUGGAAAUUCAAUAAUUUAUUGCAAAUAUGAACUCUAAGUAUACUCUCAUUUAGAUAUUGACCAAAAUUUAAAUGAAUAGUUGUAGAAUUUUAAAGAACAAUUCAAGAAUUUUUUCUUUUAUAGCUUAAAUGAAGUGGAUAAGGAUUUCAAUAUCAGUGAUAUUACUCAGUUUGUAGAAAAUUACAAAUAUCAACAUAAAAUAAAUUAUUGCCUUCAUGAUGCUGAAUAGCUGUUUGAAUAAUUAUUUAAUAGAAAUCUUAAUUAUCAAACUUCUCUAAUAUUUUAUUUAAAAAAGUAAAAUUACUUUAUGUGGGAUGCAUUUGAAGAUAUUGUAAUUGAAAAUAUCUCAAUAAGUUAACUUUAUUUAUCCUCUUCAUUUAAAAGAGAAAUUACUAGUUACUGUAAUCUAUUAGUAAGAGAUUUUCAUUACUAAAUGCGUGAGUAAACAAAUAAAUUACUAAAUAUUUUAAUGUAGUAUUAUGUUAAUAUUCAUACUAACAACUUGAAUAUUAAUGUAAACGAAUGCUAAUCGUUGACAAAAAACCAAACACUUGAUACUUAAGAUAAGAUUUUUUUUGAAAAUUUAAUUACUAAAGGUAAAAUUUAAAUUGUAAAGACUAGUAGCAAAUAACAGGAUUAGAUAAUUCUUACCAGUCCUAUAAAAGCUAGAAAAUCCGAUAGAAAUACUAAUUUCUUUUAGAGUUAACUUGAAUAAACUGAAAAAUUAAUAAAUUUUUAAUCAAUAAAUGAUUAAUUAAGUUUUAAUUUCAUUAGACAAAAUUCUCAAUUCAGUAUGACAAACAAAGAAAAUAAUAAAUCAAGAUCACAAAGUAACUAAAAGAGACAAUCAAAAAGUAAUUAAAACAAUUACAGUAUUUUUUUAAACUAAAAAUUGAAACAGUCCUAAUAAGGAAGUAACUUUUCAAAUCAAUUCCUCUUAAAAAAAGAAAAUACUCCAACAAAUUCGAACUCCUUUAAUUUAAAGAGCAAUCAUUAUCAAAAUAAAGCUAAAGUCGCUUUAAAGGAUUCUGAACAUGAAGAUAAAUUAGAAAACAGUCAGUACCUUUUCAACACUGCUAUUAAAAAUCAAGUUUAUAGUAAAAAAAUAAAUAAUUUUAUAAAUACAUAGUAAUAUCUCAUUCAAUCAUAACAAAAAUUAAAAAUAUCCUUCCAUCAAGUAAGAAAAGAGUUCAAAGCAAAUAAAAAAAAUAUUUUUGAUUUUAGCUCUGAUAUUUAUUUUCAAUAUUGCACAUUACAAUAAGCAUAGUAUUAACUUAUAUAAAAGAAUUAUUACACCGCAGCAUUAAUCUUAGUUAAGUCUUUAGAAGAGUGUAUGUAUUACCUACCUUAUUUGAAAAAAAUGCAAAUUAACUUUCUUUCAUAGAUAGCUCAAAUUAACAAUAUCAAAAACUAAGAAUUGCAAGAGGUCAAAGACAAAUAUGAUAACCUAACUAAAGCUUACUUGAACAUUCAAUUAGUUACCACUUGUUAUAAUUAUUAAUUUAAAAAAAAGAUAUGCACUAUGUGUUAUGAUAUUGUUAAUUAGAUCCUAUUCAAAGAUUAUGACACAUUUGCUGUAUUAGAUUUUAACUUUGAAGAAUAAAUAUUCGUUUAGUAUAUUGGAGUCACUUCGAUUAAAACUAUCUAAUCAAACUUUUCAUUAUUCUCAGAAAUUUUUUUAAGAUAUCUCUCAAAUAAAAUAAACCAAGAACAAAAAACAUAAGCAGCUUACAUAUAAAAAGAAACAGCUGAAGAAGAGUAAAACCUUUCAAUAAUUGAGUCACCUAAAAGUUAUUAAAAAUAAAAUAAAAAUGAAAUUAAUGAUUAAAUAGAAAUAAAAAAACAAAACACAUUAAAUAAAAAAAUGACAGAUAAUUAAAAUCUAAAGAAUUCAGACAAAAAAUAAAGUUUAACUCAACAAAAUUAAAAACAAAAGCUUAAAAAUGAAGAAUCUUUAAAUAAUUAAGAUAAAUAUUGUAAUUUAUCGAAUAAUUUAUCAGAAUAAUCUAUAAUUUCUCUUUUUAAUUCUGAUGAAGUAAAUAAAAUGUCUUCACUUAACAGCUAGGAGAAUCAAUUACAUCAUAUUUAAAAUGAUAAGCAAAAUCAAAUUCAAUAUUAGAUAAAUAAUGAAUAAAAUUAAUUACUAAACUUUAAUAAUAAUAGCAAUAAAAGUAAAGAAAUUGAUUAGCAUACUGAAUAUUAAUUUAAAUAGUUCCUUAAUUAAAGUAAUUAAUUCCAAAGUCUAUCUUAAAAGAAUUCUUUAUUAUCCAAUAAAAAGGAUAAAACUAUUUAAAAUUCAUAUAAUGGAAUAAAAAAUUUCUUUGAAAAUUAUGAUUAAGAUUGUGCAAAAAGCUAGGAUGAAAUGUAAAAAAAUGAUAUUAAUCAAACAAAUGUCUUUUAAAGCUAAAAUGAAAAAUUAUCUUCCUUCAUGGCUUAAUAUAAAUUUAGACAUAAGAACAUGUUAGAAAUAAUUACUAAACAAUGA